AUGACAUUUGCAGAGAGGUGGCAUCCAGAGACUUCGUUAUUUCAUCUUUCUCAUGGCGAGGUUACCAUCACUCUUGAAGACGUCACAUGCCUCAUGCAUAUACCUAUCAGGGGUAUCCUCUUUGGUCAUGGUAGGCUGACGAAGGAGGAAGCGAGGGAGAUGCUGAUUGAGGAGCUAGGGGUUGAUCUUAAGGACGCGCUUGAGGAGGUGGAGAGGACCUGCGGGGCACAUGUGAGGUUUCACUUCUUGACGCGACAAUACAAGGCUGAGCUCCUUACGGCACAUGCUGGUGCUGGUGACGAGGCAGAGGUGGAUAUACACAGGCAGCGGGUGCUGAGAUGUUACUUCCUAUUUUUGUUAGGCAUCCAGUUAUUUGUGGACACGAGCUCGUCGUACACAUACGUCGUUUACCUGAGGUACUUAUCAGAUACCGCACGUGUCCAUAAGUACAACUGGGGAGCGGCUACACUGGCGUACAACUACCAUAGACUCAUAGAGGGAUGCUUUAGGAAGGCAAGGAUUGUGGCUAGCAGCUGUACCCUUUUAUAG
Messenger RNA from Vicia villosa (hairy vetch), 549 nucleotides. Its product is annotated as protein MAIN-LIKE 1-like. Bases 1 to 549 code for a protein of 182 amino acids. NCBI's taxonomy places the organism in Eukaryota, Viridiplantae, Streptophyta, Magnoliopsida, Fabales, Fabaceae. The record is from RefSeq and is a predicted model, not a curated record. The transcript has a single exon.